Messenger RNA from Drosophila virilis, 606 nucleotides. RefSeq names its product scotti (gene soti). Gene Ontology annotation, biological process: sperm individualization. Lineage: Eukaryota; Metazoa; Arthropoda; Insecta; Diptera; Drosophilidae. The record is from RefSeq and is a predicted model, not a curated record.
UUUUCUCGAAUUAGCAGUGAACAGAAGAGCAGCCACAUGGAGCAGGGAGUUGUUGAAGAACUAAUACACCUGCAGUUGCCCGAGGUGGAAGCUGUCGACGUUGUCAACGUGCCAGAUGGCAACGGCGAUGGCGACGGCGAUGGCGACGGUGACGGCAACGACGCUUGGGAAAGGCAACUGGAUGAGGUUCAGAUGCAAGCGAUGCGCUUGGAGAAUCCCCAAGUGGCCAUGUUGCUGGAUGCCCCGCACGAGCCACCCAUUGAAUUGCACCACAUGCUGGAACCGGUGAACGUCCCUCAACGGCCGCGCAAGAAACGCAGCUUUUUGACCAUCUCAAAGCCCUUUCAUGUGCAGCCGGAGAGGUGCGCUCUCAUUUCGAAUGGCUGGAGAGCAGUGCAGUGUGUCCAGCCGGAGAAACGCGGUGAAUACUUUGCCAACUAUUUGAUAAAGCAUAUGAAUAGUCGAAACUAUCCAAAUGGCGAAGGAUUGCCAAAUCGCUGGGGCCAGUUCUGAGCUCCCAGCAAGCCCUCGACUAUUUUCAUACAUGUUAUCAGACACAGUGGAGAAGGGGGUUAAGCAACAAUAAACCUAUAAAAACCAAUCUAA